Messenger RNA from Lotus japonicus, 598 nucleotides. RefSeq lists its product as uncharacterized. The coding region runs from base 212 to 454 and encodes 80 amino acids. The record is from RefSeq and is a predicted model, not a curated record. The transcript is spliced from 2 exons. NCBI's taxonomy places the organism in Eukaryota, Viridiplantae, Streptophyta, Magnoliopsida, Fabales, Fabaceae.
CGAUUUGCUGUGAGAAUGUGACUAAUUAUGGGAAGUAUUACAAUUUGAUGAUUCCAUAACCAUAAGAAAUUAAGAAUCAUUCCAAACUUAUCUCCCCUGAUGUUCAUCUACGUUAAUGGCUUAAAUGCAUUUGUAACUAUAAAAGUUGCUUACAAGAUUUAAUUUGCAGGCUACAAACUUGCAAAUUGAUAGAGGUACCAGAACUGGAAAAAUGAGUCAUAUUAAGGAUGCAGCAAAAGCCACCACUUCUGUUGAGAACGUUAUUUGUGUUGAUGUUGAAUAUCCUCAUCAACUUGCAUCAAAGAAUUAUGUUCCAUCGCGUAAAUAUGAGAGGAAUACUACAUUGGAACCAUUGUGUGGAACGGGAGUUUGGAAAGCUGUUUACUGUUUCUUCUUUCUCGGUUGUCUUGUGGCGGUGAUCUUCUUUAUCAUCGAUAUCAAUCGUCAUAGGUAAAUUUUGUCAAGAAUUUAAUUAGCUAGUAUACACUAAAUAGUAAUCAUGUAAUUACAUACAGUAUUAAUUAAUGUAUAGUUAUUAAUCUCUCGUUGUUGUAAUCAUGUUUGAUCUUUCCAGUAAUACAGUUGCAGUUUUUGUCUU